Messenger RNA from Hipposideros armiger (great roundleaf bat), 1914 nucleotides. RefSeq names its product ring finger protein 175 (gene RNF175). Lineage: Eukaryota; Metazoa; Chordata; Mammalia; Chiroptera; Hipposideridae. Gene Ontology annotation, biological process: ERAD pathway. Gene Ontology annotation, molecular function: ubiquitin protein ligase activity; metal ion binding. The coding region runs from base 383 to 1249 and encodes 288 amino acids. The transcript is spliced from 10 exons. Gene Ontology annotation, cellular component: endoplasmic reticulum membrane; Golgi membrane. The record is from RefSeq and is a predicted model, not a curated record.
UGCCCCCACAGCACGAGCAGAUCUCUCACACAAAGCUUUCCGUGGAUGAUGAGUGGAAUUCUUCAGAGGAAUGAGUGUAUUUUUUAAUGAGCUUUUAGAAAUCAUUCUUAUCUCCCAAGCUCAGCUUCCAACACAGGGACUAAGAGCCAUGUAAUUUUAUUCAGGUUGCUUACCUGAUAUGGACUUCAGUGUCUUCAUUUGAUAAAUAAAAGUUUCAGUACAUCUAUGAUCAUUUGCAGUGCUGACAUUCCAAGAUUCCAUCUCAAAGAAGCUGAACUCAAGCAGGAAUAUUUACUCUGUGGGCUCAUUUCUGCAUGUUCUCCAGCAGGGGGCACCCCGGGGAUUUGGAUGGGGCCCGUUUCUGAGCCUGCAGCAAGAAAGGAUGUACAAGAUGCACCGGGGCCACGAGUCCAUGCAUGUGGAGAUGAUCUUGAUCUUCCUCUGCAUCCUAAUCAUCGCGCAGAUAGUGCUGGUGCAGUGGAGAAAGAGGCAUGGCCGGUCCUACAACCUGGUAACCCUGUUGCAGAUGUGGGUUGUCCCUUUGUAUUUCACGAUAAAACUUUACUGGUGGCGAUUUCUGUCUAUGUGGGGACUGUUCUCACUUAUCACCAGUUACAUUCUCUUCAGAGCUACCCGAAAGCCCCUCUCAGGGAGAACCCCGCGAUUGGUCUACAAAUGGUUUCUUCUAAUCUACAAACUCAGCUAUGCAUUUGGCGUUGUGGGUUAUUUGGCUAUCAUAUUUACAAUGUGUGGACUCCAUUUAUUUUUCAAAAUCAAGGCUAGAGAUUCCAUGGAUUUCGGCAUCGUGUCCUUGUUCUAUGGACUCUAUUAUGGCAUAAUGGGGAGAGACUUUGCAGAGAUCUGCUCAGAUUACAUGGCUUCUACUAUAGGGUUCUACAGUGUCAGUGGGAUGCCCACACGGAGCUUGUCAGACAGUAUCUGCGCCGUCUGUGGACAGAAGAUCAUUGUGGAGCUCGAUGAAGAAGGGCUCAUUGAAAACACCUACCAGCUUUCAUGCAGUCAUGUCUUCCAUGAAUUCUGCAUCCGAGGUUGGUGUAUCGUUGGUAAAAAGCAGACUUGCCCUUACUGCAAAGAGAAGGUUGAUUUGAAGAGAAUGAUCAGUAACCCCUGGGAGCGCUCACACAUUUUGUAUGGACAAAUCCUGGACUGGCUUCGUUAUCUGGUGGCCUGGCAACCCAUGGUGAUAGGGAUAGUACAAGGCAUUAACUAUUCACUAGGGCUAGAAUAGUACAACAAAGUUACCCCAGAAACAAUGUAUUGCACGUUGGAAUAUCUUCAAAUCCUUGAUCCUACAUAUAAUAUUGACUUUUCUUCAUUUUAGAGAUGAUCCCAAAAGAGAACAGAACAAAAUUUGGUCUACAUAAGACAAUUUGUGUAUGUGGAAAGAAUUUAAAGAGCUGAGCAACAGAAUAAACAAAUGAUGUGUGCUUUGCAUCUUUCCUGUUAUGACUGUUUUCUAAUCCAUGCAUGUGACACAUUUGUUACAACUUCCCCCACCCCCCCACCAUGGACAUACCAUCUCUAGUUUGGCUGAUAAUGAUCUCAUCUGUAAAAUGUUUUCAGAGGUUUGCAAAGUACUUCUCACAUAGAACAUUUAGUUAUAACAAAUACCUUCUGAUCAGUUCAAAAUCUUCGAAGAAGUAGGCAGAGUUGUUAAGUAACCUGUGAUUUUAAGGAUAGGGCCUUCUCUGCAUUUUGUGCUUAUGACCACGUGGCAGCUUCAGCACCACAAAGAUCUGUAUAGAGAGGAUUACUCCUGAAACCUCUAGCACUAGGUGCCACAGCCCACUCAUUGGGCCAGCACUACGCCCGAGUUCCUGGGCCUGCCAAAUGCACCCAACCCAUCCAAGGACUGCACUGAAGUAGAGAGACUUACUCUCUUCUUUUGUGCCA